Molecule: messenger RNA, 913 nt
Organism: Perca flavescens (yellow perch)
Lineage: Eukaryota; Metazoa; Chordata; Actinopteri; Perciformes; Percidae
Product: growth arrest and DNA damage-inducible protein GADD45 gamma-like
Exons: 3
Coding region: 146-610 (154 amino acids)
Biological process (GO): regulation of cell cycle
Cellular component (GO): cytoplasm; nucleus
Source: RefSeq, a predicted model, not a curated record
CACUGCGCCGCACGAGCUGGAGAGUAUAAAAAGAGAGAGGCUGCAGAUCUGAAAGCACUCUGCUCCCUUUCGGAUUUCUACUCUCUGACCAAACGUUUCUGUAGCUCUCCCUUUGCGGAAUAUCUUCAUCCUCUUCAUCUUCAUCAUGACUCUCGAGGAAGUUCUGAUCCAGAAAACCGCCGAACGUGCCCAGUGCACCGGCCAAGCCCUGGAGGAGGUCCUGGUGUCCGCUAAAGACAACGACUCCGUCACCGUCGGUGUCUACGAGUGCGCAAAAGUUAUGAAUCUUGACCCGGACAGCGUGUCUUUCUGCGUCCUGGCCAUGGACGAGGAGUUCCAGUGCGACAUCGCCCUGCAGAUCCACUUCACCCUCAUCCAGUCCUUCUGCUUCGACAACGACAUCAGCAUCGUCCGAGUGAGCGACGUGCAGCGUCUGGCCGAGAUCGUCGGCGACAAGGCGGUGCCGCUCGAAGACGCCCACUGCGUCCUCAUCACGAACCCAGCUGACGGGUCUUGGGAGGACCCUGCUCUGGAGAAGCUGCACCUGUUCUGCGAGGAGAGCCGGCGUCUGAACGACUGGGUUCCUGAGAUCAGCCUCCCCGAGCGUUGAUCGGGGGCCCCUCGGCUGAUCUUCGUUUUUUGCUCAGAUGCUGUAAAGCUUCUCAUCUGGAAAUACUCAUCCUGACGAACAGGUCGAGUCUGUUUCUACCCAUCCCUGGACACUCCUGAGGAGGAUUUCCGUCCAGGCAGCACGGCGCCGGCCCCAGGGGGGCCCCCCGUGAACCCGUCGCCUCUCGUCCCUUCCAUGCCAAGAUGGCUCUCAUUCUUUAUGUGAACGAGAGUCAGGUAUGCCACGAGAGCGACGCAUCGACCCUCAUUCUUUGUGCGGAUGAGGUUUGGAGAGGAAGGAGAU